AUGGACAUCAUCGCUAAAAUUCAUGCAAACCCAAACCUCGAAUGGGUAGUUCUCGAGCCUUCCACCAUUAAAGGAAUUAGGCCUACCAUAAAUUAUUGGCUGAACGAAGCGUCCAAAAAACACACCGUCGAAGAUAUUACUUCUGGAGUCCAUAUCCUUGAUAAAUCUGGGAACUUGGCCUACCUCCAAGCGCUGGGGUUGCCGGGGAAUGAUGUCAGCCAAUUGCAGAACCAAGCAGCUUCCGAGCGUGAUGCAAUGAUAUCGAUGAUAGCGCCUCAAAUGGAGGAGAAACUCAUCGCACAAGGGGAGAGGCCAUCUGAGGCCAAGAAGAUCGUUGAGGGAAUGAUGGACACCGGCGUUCUGGAGACUGUGUUCGAAAAUCUCGACAUCAUGGAGGGGUCGGUGAAUGAGAGAUCGCUCUAUAAUGAGCUCCGAGUUCUUUGGCCGCCGACUCACCUUAUGUCAGAAGAACCUCCAAUCCUUCAGGAGGUCAUGAACAGGUCUCGAGCGGUGUACCAAAAGCCGCUAGCUGAGAAGGUAAAUUUGGCCCGCAAGGCUAUUCUGAAUUGCCAGCGAAUUCUUCAAUUCUCAGUGCCAAAGAAUUUCAAGCCUGAUGACGAUACAGCCUCCCUAUAUGAUUAUUCCGUUGCCUUUUUCUCUCGCGCUGCUGAGGGGGUCAGAAAAUCAUUCCAAUAUCCAAGCAGUUUGAUGAUCGAGCUGAUCGCUAGCGAUGGACUUCGUGCAAUGGAGUCCAUUCGCCUUUCGUCGUUGGGACGUGAGCCUGAAUGGCCCAUUUUAUACGAUCGCAUUCAUCUAAGCAACGUCCCUGAUUAUACGAUUGUUGAGAACGGGAUAGGAGGUCCAUUCUACAUCUCCAUGAGCUCUUAUAUAUACACGUAUACCGGGGUCUCGCUGGACGAAGUUGAAGGCGCUUUCGGUGUAAAAGCUGAAACCCUGUAUUCUUACAUGGCAAACUAUAUUGCUUUUUCUCGUAUCCCCACAGUGCCCCGGGAGAAACUCUUGAGUAGGCAAAGGAUAACACGAGUUAUGUAUGAUAUUCUGUUCAAAACCUUGCGUCCGGUCCCUUGGGACUAUCCCGUCCCAACGCACAUAAGGGAACCCUUGAAUAUUCAUGCUUUCUUGCUUAUGUCUAUUUCCAUUGCUCCUGAUGAGAGGAUUCUCGAGGAUCGUGCCGUGACAGAUGCCGUGCCUGCAACUGAGAACCCAGUCCCAUUGAGAAAGCUUAGGGAGCAACCCCUGGUACAAAAAUUUUCUGGGACAGCGACCACACUAUGGGCGCUCCUCCUACCAUUCACGAUUACGUUCUCUUCCGUCUACCCGGACAUGAUUAUCCUUGGAUCAGAGCGCGUCAAUGCUCUUGCUCUUCGGCUCGCAAAAUCCUCAGCGUCGGUGCCAGCAUUAUCGUUCUUUCGACCACAGCCGGAUGUUAUCAUGAUUUCCACGUUGGAAUGGCAUCGUCAAUCCAAGACAGCGACAUUUUGGAUGUCGAAGAGUGCUUUAGCCGCGCGUCGCUCAGCAGGUUUCCAGAUCGAAUUGUGGUCCUUGCUUAUGACUCGCGGUGUUACUGAGCCCGAACCGCUUACGGGUGUGGUGUUUUUGGGGGGUAUGGACUCUCGGGAUGCCCCUGCACCCGCCCCUAUUGCAGACUCAGAUCAGUUACAGCGUAUCUAG
Molecule: messenger RNA, 1692 nt
Organism: Cantharellus anzutake
Lineage: Eukaryota; Fungi; Basidiomycota; Agaricomycetes; Cantharellales; Hydnaceae
Exons: 10
Coding region: 1-1692 (563 amino acids)
Source: RefSeq, a predicted model, not a curated record